Molecule: messenger RNA, 1827 nt
Organism: Yarrowia lipolytica CLIB122
Lineage: Eukaryota; Fungi; Ascomycota; Dipodascomycetes; Dipodascales
Biological process (GO): DNA replication; DNA replication initiation
Cellular component (GO): alpha DNA polymerase:primase complex
Molecular function (GO): DNA binding
Source: RefSeq, a predicted model, not a curated record
AUGACGCUGUCGGAAAAGUUUGGGGCCGUCUACGACGACAAUGAGGAGCUCAAAAAGGAGUGCGCCAACAUCAUGUCCAUCUUCAAUCUCUCCGAGGAAGAUCUGUUCAUCAAAUGGGAGUGUUUUGCCAUCAACACCAACGGCGACGAAAAGACAGACUUGGACCUGGGCAACCUGUCCAAGCUCAAAACGUAUCUGCUGAAGGAGAUUGAGAAGGCCAAGAAGGCUAAGACGACAACCCCGCGUCCGAAAAUGCGACGAAACCGAGAAGGAGCAGGAGAUAUGGAUCUGUUCGACCAACUGACCCAUAGUGCUCUUGGAAGUGCUAAACGAGGACCUGCUGGAGGUGACAACGACCAGACCCCCGUCAAGAAACGUCCCCAGCCCAAUGGUACAGGAAAUGGACUGUCCAUGUCUCCACCUCUGUCUGUGACUCCCAUCAGAUCAACUCCCCCUCCUCCAUCUAACUCCGCCUACUCUUCUCGAAAGGGAGCAGGCACGGUUAUGGAGACCCUCAACAGCUCUAUCGAGCUAAACCCAGGCCGAGCCGACCCAGAAACCAAGAUCGCCAUAUCAGAUCACGUACAAUCCGCCAAAUACAAGUACAAAACCAUGUACCAGAAGGUGUCUGAGGCGUCUGAGACCUUGGACGAACAGAUUGAACAAUACAUGGAUUGGUGUGUUCAAAAGGGACUGGUUAAAUCGAACGCCGAAUUUAAGAACCCUUCUCUCAGUGACCAGAACUCUAUUGUUUGUGCCGGUCGAAUUGUCCUUGACACUCCUGAAACUGUGAGACUUACAGAUGCCUCUGUGUUGCUGGAGACUCCCCGAAGCCGUGGAGGAGCGCUACGAGUGAAGCUCAAUCUCUCCUUGCUUCCCUCCGUGUCUCUUAUUCCGGGCCAGCUACUUGCGCUCAAGGGUGUCAACUCCAGUGGACGAGAAUUUGUGGUGGAAGAGAUUCUCAAGCUGGACCCUCCUCCUUUCAGACAGGUGGAUAAUGUGGCAGAAACCCCUUCUCUGACCCAAAUCAUCGCCGCAGGCCCUUACACCACAACCAAGGAUCUCGACUUCCUGCCUCUCAAGGAUCUUCUCGCACAACCAGCAGAUACUUUCAUUCUCCUGGGUCCAUUCAUUGACUCAGUGCACCCGCUAGUCGCCCAAGGAAGCUUUUCGGUGCCUGGCAAAAUGGUGGCCACCGUGGAAGACCUGUUCAGACACAAAAUCGCGCCUCUUCUCAACGCAUGCCCCGCACAGAUCAUUCUCAUCCCUUCCACUAGAGACUCAGUGUCGGCCCACCUUGCAUUUCCCCAACCGGCUCUGGCUCGAAAGGCGCUCAAUUUGGGCAAGAACGUCAUCUGCCGAACCAACCCGGCCCAGUUUUCCAUCAACGAGCUCAUGUUUGGUACUGCCAACCUCGACAUUGUGCGAGCUGUCGCCCAGAGUGAACUCAACAAGGGCUCGCAGGAAGAUUUCAUGUCUCGCGCAGGACGAUAUGUGGUGGAACAGCGGUCCCUGUACCCUCUAUUGCCUGGUCCUCAGGCCAAACAACCCGGCGUGGCUGAGGAGAAUCAGACGCUGACGUACCACCAUCUGGACAAGGCGUACUUGGGCCUGUGUGACUUUGUGGACGUGUCUCCAGACAUUAUCAUCAUGCCCUCGCAGGUGCAAGCGUUUGUUCGGGUGGUGAAUUCGAUUGUGAUUAUCAACCCGGGCUAUCUCACGCGAAUGGACAGUGGAGGAUCGUAUGCUUUGUUGACAUCGGCCCCUUACCAGGGAGGAGACGCCAAAGCAUGGGAAAGAGUACGAGUUGACAUUAAGAAGAUCUAA